Molecule: messenger RNA, 490 nt
Organism: Marchantia polymorpha subsp. ruderalis
Lineage: Eukaryota; Viridiplantae; Streptophyta; Marchantiopsida; Marchantiales; Marchantiaceae
Source: the annotation of a GenBank genome assembly
UGCAGGGGAAUAAUCGCCGAGAGGAUUGGAAUGAUUGCACAUAAUCAUAUCGAUUCUGUGCUACUCAUGAUGCAAUCUGCUGAUGAGGAGGACUCCGGAGCAAGUGCAGGUCCGCGAGUCGCACGCUUCCUUGUCCCACACUACCCUACGAAGCAGGUUUAUUAAUGAGUGAAUAAGAAAGAAAUCCCUAGACCCCAUCAAGCAUCACACGGAUGAAACCUAAGGAGUAACAUGGGGCUAGUUCCCGUAGCAUCAGUCAUGAUUAAGAAUUAUGACAUUAAUGAUUUAUCUUAUAUUCAGCCAAAUCUUGCACUUCCUAUGGCUCUGAUCAUGCAGUUUGGACCUUAUCGUCUUACGAUGACCAUUCUUCCCUGUCUAGAAUUACAACCACAAGUCCGACAAUAUCAACAAAUUUUACAUUCGGUCCAAACCCACUCAUAGAUGAUCUGUGUACACCAUCCUAACUAAAUGGAAAAAGUGACUGAUCUGG